AUGCGCUAUGAUACGUAUUUGCACGAGCGCGACGACGAGGCUCACGACGUCUCUACACUGUUCCGUCAUCACUCAGAUGCAAUGUCCAACGUAUUUAGACAUUACGGAAUGCCGCUGCGUUUUCUUAUCACGUUAACCGCAGAACUGACACGACUUAACUCCGAAGGCGAAUUUGACUUUAGCGUGCAUUACUUUCACUCUUUCGUUCACACGAUCUGGGCCGAGGGUAACAUCGCUAGCGCCCUGCAGCUUGCCUACGGCGAGAUAAACGCCCGUCUAGAGCAGUAUCAGGAACGUGGGUCGGGUUUCGCGCUCGUCGCAAUCCAACAAUGUAGCAUCACAGUUGGACGUUUCGUUCCCCAGAGGGUCGGAUGUCAAAGUUUCACUUUGCCGAAGGAACUGGCAAACAAACAGUGUAUUUUGAAUGUGAACGAACGCAUGAAGGACUCCGAAAGAAAAAUGUGCUUCACCUUUUCCGUGCUUGCGGGGUUGCAUCCCACUCAACAUAAAACGAGAGCUUCCUCAUACAGGGACCAUCUGAGCAAAUAUUCGUUUCCUUUAAACUAUCCAGUGACGUUUCCAGAAGACGUAGAGACUUUCGAAAGAAAAAAUCGCGUGUCCAUCAACGUGUACGGUUACGAACGGGAAAAAAAGUUUGUCUAUCCUCUCAAAAUCAACGAUCACGAGUUGGAAAAGCAUGUAGAUUUGCUCUUGAUUGACGACCACUUUGUCCUCAUCACCAACUUCGCCGGGCUUUUCGAAAACAGGGCUAGCUACCGAUUCCGUUGUAAAAGAUGCAUGAUGGGUUUUCGUUUUCGGACUUCUCUAACCAGUCAUUUUGCCUUGUGUAAAGAAAAAAAGCCAGUCCGAACGGUCUCUCCUAAAAAAGGGGACGCGCUUUAUUUCCGUAACACUCACCUCAUGGAGCCUUUUCCAUACUUCUGCGUCUACGACUUUGAGGCCAUCUUGAAACCGGAAAACACGGAUCACGUUUACGAGAGUCACGUACCCAGCUCGUUUUGUAUUCUAGUGAUCCGUUCUACAGACUCACGAAUCAUGGAACGUUUCUUGUAUCGAGGCGAGGAUUGUGUCGAGCAGUUCAUUUCCAUCCUCAAUCAAAUGUCCAAACUCAUUCCCGAGUGGAUUAGGAGCGAUCUCACGACGGUCAAAAAGACACAGAGCUCCGGCAGUUACUGUGAUGUAUGUGGCGAGUCGUUCGACAAACGUAAAAGAAAGGGCAAAGAUCAUUUUACCGGACCUUACAGGCUGUGCAAAGGCUGUAAUUUAAACGACAGGAAUAACAAAAAAGUCAUUCCCCUGGUUGCACACAACCACUCGUGCGACCCUGCCUUUAUUUUACCGAAACUACAUCUAUUCGAGUCGAAAGAUAUCAAGGUUCUCGCCAGUAGUUGUCAACAGUUUAAGCGACUCGACGUGGGUAACCUACGGUUUCUCGAUAGUCUAGCUUUCCUCCCCGCGAGCUUGGACGCACUUGUGCAGGACCUCCAUUCCAAAGGCUUGGAAAAUUUUCGCUGCCUUCGUGAAGCGUUUCCUCAACAUAUUGAGUUGCUGGCACGUAAGGGUGUGUUUCCCUACGAUUACAUAACCGACUUCAGCGUCUACGAUGAGCCCGAGCUGCCACCACGUGAGUCGUUUUGCAACAAGCUUAACGACGCUCACAUUUCUGAGAAGGAUUAUCACCAUGCCCAAGUCGUUUUUGACACGUUCAAGUUCAAAAACGUGGGAGAGUACAGUGACUGCUAUUUGAAACUCGACUGCUUACUUCUAUCCGACGUAAUGCAAAAUUUUAGGAAAUGGACCCUGGAAACCUACGAGAUCGAUCCCUUGCAUUUCGUGUCGCUUCCUGCCCUCAGCUUGGCCUGUGCGCUUAAGCAAACAAAGGUCAAACUUGAGUUGCUCACCGACGUCGACGCAUAUCUUUUUAUCGAAUCGGGUUUACGAGGAGGAAUCGUGCAAUGUGCAAUUCGACAUGCGAGAGCUAACGUUCCAACCAGCGACUCGUUCGAUCCUAACAAAGAUGCUUCUCAAAUGUUCGACCUCGAUGUGAACGGUCUUUACGCAUCAACGAUGAGACAACCGCUUCCGUACGGAAAUUUCCGAUGGCUUGAUCGCGAAGAAAUCAAUGCCCUUCAGUUCGCUCAGGUUUCAGACGACUCACCCACUGGUUACAUCUUGGAGGUAGACCUAGACUAUCCUGAGGAACUACACGACUCGCAUGCAGACUUUCCUUUGGCUCCGGAAAAACGAGGGGUUCCUUUCGAAUGGCUUUCGUCUUAUCAAAAGGCGCUAGUGAAAAAAAUUGGCCUACCCGAGAGAGAAUCUGAACGUAAGCUUCUUUUAACCCUAUUUCCCAACCGUAAUUACGUUAUUAAUUUCCGAAACCUAAAGUUGUACCUGCAGCUAGGGUUAAAACUGAAGAAGAUUCAUCGCGUCCUGCAGUUUUCCCAGCGGGCCUUUCUAAAAGAAUUGAUCGACUUCAAUCACGAUCUGCGCAAGCAGGCUACCAACACCUUUCAGAAGAAUCUGUCAAAGCUCUUUAUGAACUCGAUCUACGGAAAGACGAUUGAAAAUCCUCGCCAAUACAACGACAUUGUCAUUAGCGUUUCCGAGGACGAAGUCGUAAAAAAUCUGCAAAAACCUAACCUUAGACAAUUUAAGCGAUCGGUCUGA
Ixodes scapularis (black-legged tick) is the source of this 2691-nucleotide messenger RNA. RefSeq lists its product as uncharacterized. The transcript has a single exon. Gene Ontology annotation, molecular function: DNA binding; nucleotide binding; DNA-directed DNA polymerase activity. The coding region runs from base 1 to 2691 and encodes 896 amino acids. NCBI's taxonomy places the organism in Eukaryota, Metazoa, Arthropoda, Arachnida, Ixodida, Ixodidae. The record is from RefSeq and is a predicted model, not a curated record. Gene Ontology annotation, biological process: DNA replication.